AAACAAUAUAUCAUUUGAUACGAUAAGAGACCAAAUAAAUCAUUUGUUGUUUGAUGUCAUUCAUCGAUAUAUCUUUCGUGUCUUUCAAACCAUCGACUACUCUGUCAAACGUUAAUCAAGUCUUUAGUAAACCAGUUGUUGAUAUAACUGCUGAAACAAAGACACUCAAAGAGUUAUGUCGUGUGAAACAAUGUUUUUGAUUUUGAUAGUAUUGUUGAUAACAAAGACGGACACUUUGAUGGCCAAUUCAAACGAUAGUAAUGAUAGUCACCAAUUGAUCCCUUUGGUGAUCAAUACGUGGAACUUCAUGAAUGGCACACAAAAUGCAUGGCUUACACUGCAAAAGGGCGGAUCAGCUGUCGAUGCCAUCGAAAAUGGUUGUUCAACCUGUGAAAGGGAACAGUGCGACCAUACAGUUGGAUGGGGCGGUAGUCCAGAUGAAAAUGGAGAGACCACUUUGGAUGCUAUGAUUAUGGAUGGACCAACCCAUAAAGUGGGAGCCGUUGCGGGUCUCAGGAGAGUUAAAGAUGUUAUAUCAGUUGCUCGAAAAGUUUUAGAAAAUACUGAACAUAGUUUACUGGUCGGUGAUUUGGCCACUAAUUUUGCCGUUCAGAUGGGUUUCAAAGAACAAAACAUAUCGAGUGAUUGGUCUGAGAAGACAUAUCAACAAUGGAAACAAAACAAUUGUCAACCAAAUUAUUGGCGAAAUGUAGAGCCCGAUCCUAAAACGUCGUGCGGACCAUAUAAACCAGUCAAACGAGAAACACCACAAGUUGAUCAAAAUCUAGUUAGUUAUGAUAAUCACGACACCAUCGGAAUGGUAGUCAUCGAUAGCAACGGUAACUUAGCGGUUGGCACAUCAACUAAUGGACUCAGGCAUAAAAUUCCGGGUCGAGUUGGUGACAGUCCUAUACCUGGUUCAGGUGCUUAUGUGGAUCAAGAUUUUGGUGGUGCGGCCGCUACUGGAGAUGGAGAUAUCAUAAUGCUAUUUCUUCCCAGUUAUCAAGCGGUUGAAAAUUUAAGGAACGGUAUGAGUCCAAAGGCUGCGGCUAAUGAAGCCAUCGGCAGAAUCAUCAAAAAGUAUCCCAAAGCUCAGGCAGCUAUUGUGGUGGCCGACAAACACGGCACAUACGCCGCCGCCUGUAUUAAUAUUGACGGAGGCUUUCCAUAUUCAGUAAGUAAUCCAACCCUAGGAAAGGCUACCUUACAUCGGGUCGAUUGUCUUAAACUUUAAACCAUUU
Molecule: messenger RNA, 1241 nt
Organism: Oppia nitens
Lineage: Eukaryota; Metazoa; Arthropoda; Arachnida; Sarcoptiformes; Oppiidae
Product: N(4)-(Beta-N-acetylglucosaminyl)-L-asparaginase-like
Exons: 6
Coding region: 176-1234 (352 amino acids)
Biological process (GO): protein deglycosylation
Cellular component (GO): lysosome
Molecular function (GO): N4-(beta-N-acetylglucosaminyl)-L-asparaginase activity
Source: RefSeq, a predicted model, not a curated record